UCAAGAUCCGUAUUCUGCACGUUCGUUGUGUUCCAGUCAUAAGUCCACCUCGUCACUCCGCUCGUCGUCCCGUAAGAGGGGAGCUUCGAAUUUCGCGCGCAAGAUUCGAACAAUUUACAAAUUUCGAAACUUUAAAAUACCUUUCCCCGUACAUGGAGUUCGGUUUAAGAAAACCUGUGGAGGCGAACAUCACUAUGUCCACUCCUAAAUCCACAGCAACUCUCAUCUCAAAAUGCAUGGUUUUUCCGGCCCGAAAGUCGGACGUCGAAUCCCUGAAGCUCUCGACUUCAGACAUCUCACGGUUGGCGCUUGAGUACAUCCAAAUCGGGGUUCUGUUACCUCAUCCCCCGGGUCUCUCAUUCGAUCGUCUCCUCGCCUCCCUCAAGGAAUCCCUUUCCACUACCCUCGCGCACUUCUCUCCCCUGGCCGGUCGCCUAGCAACGACCCCCGAUGGUCGAAUCCACAUCGCUUGUAACGAUGCAGGGGUUGAAUUUCUGGCGAUGGACGACACUGAUCUCUCGGUGGACGACGUUUUGUGUCUGGGCGAUGUCCCAGACUGCGUCAAGGGCUUCUUCACUUACGACGAAUUCGUCAACUACGAGGGGCAUUCGAAGCCAUUAGCUGCGGUUCAGGUAACGGAGCUGACGGAUGGUGUCUUCAUCGGUUUCAGUAUAAACCACGCCGUGAUGGAUGGCACAUCGCUGUGGCAUUUCAUCAACACCUUCGCAGAGAUCACCAGGGGGGAACCGAUAUCCCACCUACCCGUCUUCUUCCGUGACACGCCCUUCGACUCCCGGGCCGCGCUCCCGCUCCCGCCGGGCGGACCGACCGGCAAGCACCCUUUCGGAGGCGACGCGUCGUUGAGGGAGCGAGUCUUCCAUUUCAGCGGGGACGCCAUCUCGAAACUCAAACAGAGGGCCAACGAGGAAUAUUCGGCGAUAUCGGGGGGCACAGAGGACCGUGGUGGGAUUUCGUCCUUCCAAGCGCUCUGCGCCCUGAUGUGGCGGUCCAUCACGCGAGCUAGGCAGCAGACAACGCUCUUCCGGUUUGAGGUGAAUUGCCGACACAGGCUGAACCCGAGACUGGACCCGUAUUACUUCGGCAACGUAAUCUUGGGAGCGGCGGUUUCCGCCUCCGCCGAUGAGCUUUUGACCCGGGACCUGGGUUGGGGCGCCGGGUUGAUCCACGAGACCGUGGCGACCUGGGACGAUUCCACGGUGCGCCGCGAGAUAGCCGCGUGGGAGCGGGAGCCCAGGAUGAGCUUGUACGGCAUCGCCGAGGGACCGACGAUCUCGAUAGGGAGCUCGCCGAGGUUCCCGAUCUACGAGGCGGAUUUCGGGUGGGGGCGCCCUCUGGCGGUCAGGAGCGGGCGCAACAAUAAGUUCGAUGGCAAGGUCAUGGUCAACCCCGCUCGGGAGGGCGACGGAGGUGUCGUCUUGGAGGUGACUCUGGCGUCUGAGACUAUGACGAGGCUCGAGGCGGAUGAUGAGUUCAUGCAGUACGUGUCCAUAGAGAAGAAAGAGGUUGUGGUCGAGUUUUGAGGACUUGUUUACCCCAUCUGCGGGCCGAUUAUUGAAAUUUAUAGACAAAGCUAUAAACAAAGAAGACAUAAGGAGUAUAGAGUGA
Bemisia tabaci is the source of this 1626-nucleotide messenger RNA. The record is from RefSeq and is a predicted model, not a curated record. Lineage: Eukaryota; Metazoa; Arthropoda; Insecta; Hemiptera; Aleyrodidae.